Molecule: messenger RNA, 1697 nt
Organism: Notodromas monacha
Lineage: Eukaryota; Metazoa; Arthropoda; Ostracoda; Podocopida; Cyprididae
Source: the annotation of a GenBank genome assembly
UCAUUGUUAUUGGUUUCGUUUCGUGCAAUAAAUUUAGGCUGUUUCUUGAGCACUGCCUCACCCAGCAUAGACGCAGCAACGACAAUUGCGGGCACUUUGAUGCCCGUGAUGAUCAUGUUUGCUGGGAUCUACGCGAAUCUCGACUCUUUGUCUCCUUAUCUGAGCUGGAUUCAGUGGGUGUCUUGGUUCAGGUAUUCGACCGAAGCUCUGAUGGUGACGCAGUUUGAUGGCAUUGAAAACAUCACUUGCACAGCGGAAGUUCAGACCGAGUACUGCAUUAGCACCGGAGCACAAGUACUGGAAAUGUACUCUUUCCACGCGGAUUUUUACGCCUGGGACUUGAUCAUCUUGUUGGCCAUGUAUGUUGUGUUUCAUUUCAUGUCUUACUUGGCAUUGUCUCGUCGAGCCCGGAAAAUCGCGGCUUAAUUGUAGGUCUUUUUUUUUCGCUUACUCGGUUAUAUAGAAUCUCCGUGGGGGGGAAACAAGCCUUGUUUUUGUUUCAUUUUCACACUUCGAAAAGCAGUUUUCUGAACCGAGUCAAGCGCUUUUUUUUUUUUCAGGAAAGAAAAGUCAUCAUUCUUACUGGAAAAAUGGUACAGUUGAACUUCCCUGACUCGAAUUUUUUUGUCAAGUCCUUGUCUGGAUUCCCUUGGAAACAAUGAAUUAAAAACCUCACCAAAACUAUAAGUAUUUUUCUCUCAAACCUCAGUAUAUGAAAUAACUCAGAUGAAAAUGUAAUGAUUUUGCCUUUUCUUGCUUGAAGAUGUGAUAUUUUGUGCAUGAAAGUUAUCUCGAUUUGCAUUUGGUCAAUUUUGGUGUCCUUAUGUUCACAUGUGAUUUCUAAAUAUUAUUGCACCUAAAAAUAGAAUCAAGUUUGUAUACACUUGAACCGUGAUAAUAAGUCCAACCUCCUCAAGUCAAAUAUCUCCCGAAGUUAAUUUUUAUUUGAGUCCCUGUCUGGAUUCCUUUAGAAACAAACAAUGCAUUAAAAACCUGCCUAACUCAAAGUAUUUUUCAAUCACAAGCCUCUGUAAGUCAAAUUUUCUGAGGCCUUUCGGUUAUUAUUUCCUUGAAAUAUGAAAGAGAAAAUCAAUGAAACAAAUGAUUUUAUGCAUCUUGAAAUCAAGUGAAAGACUAAUUGAACAAAUGAACCCCUGCCUCAACCAAGUUCAGCAAGCUGUAAACUCAUUAAGAAGCAAGUUUAGGCCCAGAAUAUCCUCAUCUACAAUUUCCCACAUUUUUUUUUUUACUUUUCCUCACAGCAAAAAUGUUUGUUUCCUUUUCUCAAAACUUCAAAAAAUCUAAACCUCCCUGAAUCAAAUUUUUUACCUGAUCCCUAGAAAUUUGACUUGGAGAGGUUCAACUGUAUUUUGAAUUUUACUUCAGUAGUAAAUGAAUAAUGGCUUGGGUACAUUUUACAGGUUAGACUCUCAUUUUGUUUCCUAGUACCAUAUAAAAAAAUUAAUGCACAUUUGUGUGUGUGUGUGUUUGUUCAGAAGAUCAAAAAUUCAGUUCUGAAUUUUUUCUUUUGUUUCUAGAUCCAACUCUUGAGGAAAAAUUAAUAUCUAGAAUGUUCAAGUUGCAUAUUUGAAAUUUUUAAGCUCAUGAACCAACAUUUUUGAAAAAUUUUAUAAAAUACAUUUCCCUGAUUUGAAGCACUUUAUUUUGGGGGGGGGGUAAAUACAAAUUGUCUGAAA